AGCUGAUGCUGGUGAGCCUGGUGGUGGCGGCCGAAGGAGCCAAGCUGAGGGCCGGUCAGCAGUCGCCAAGGGGAGCUGCCGACGCCGGCGGUGGGCAGUUCCUGGCUGGGCCAGUUCAACCAACUUACUCUGGAACAGGAGGGAACAAUCCAGCUUACUCAGGUCCUGCCUCACCUCCAGUGGCCAUCCUCUCUUAUUCCAACCAGCCAGUCGUCGGCGAUGGGACCUACGCUUACAAUUUCCAGGGAGAAAAUGGAAUCCAGGCUCAAGAGACUGGAAGCGUUGCUGGUCCAGAAGCUGGAACUUCUGCCCAAGGAACAUAUUCUUACGUUUCCCCUGAAGGACAAACAAUAGUAUUGUCUUACUCAGCAGGCGAAGGGGGUUUCAUUGCUCAGGGCGACCACAUUCCUGUACCACCUCCAGUACCUCAGCAGAUCCUGGAUGCACUCGCCAAGAACGCUGCUGAUGAAGCUGCUGGAAUCUUUGAUGAUGGGAAGUACCGUGGUGAAAAAGCCUGA
Messenger RNA from Nezara viridula (southern green stink bug), 518 nucleotides. NCBI's taxonomy places the organism in Eukaryota, Metazoa, Arthropoda, Insecta, Hemiptera, Pentatomidae. The record is from the annotation of a GenBank genome assembly.